This is a messenger RNA of Penicillium maclennaniae, 1800 nucleotides long. It is a transcript of the gene yap1, whose product is annotated as putative bZIP transcription factor AP-1/Yap1. Bases 1 to 1800 code for a protein of 599 amino acids. NCBI's taxonomy places the organism in Eukaryota, Fungi, Ascomycota, Eurotiomycetes, Eurotiales, Aspergillaceae. The record is from RefSeq and is a predicted model, not a curated record. The transcript is spliced from 2 exons. Gene Ontology annotation, cellular component: RNA polymerase II transcription regulator complex. Gene Ontology annotation, molecular function: DNA-binding transcription activator activity, RNA polymerase II-specific; transcription cis-regulatory region binding.
AUGGGUGACUUCGAUCAGCUCUACAACCAGGGGCUCUACCUCUCCCGGGACCAGCAGGACCUGUUGAUGGCUGCCCUCCACUCCAACACCCCCGCCAACAAGCAUUCCCACCAGACGCCUCCUAUCAAAACCGAUCAUAGCCCGGCUCAUUCAUCCAACGGCCUCAGUGGCCCGCCAUCCGGUGCACUCGACUCCAACUCACAUUUGAACCCCUUUGGGAACUUUGGAGAUGACGAGAGCCCGUAUGUCGACUUCGACCCGGGCGUCGAUUUUGAUUACACCGCCUCCGGGGAUCUGAUUGGAGAUCUCCCGGGUGAGUCGGGUCAGGACUAUGAACUGGGUGAGAAGCGGAAGUCCAUCGACGGCAAGUCGGAGGAGGGUGAAGAUACGGGCAAGAAGCGACGGGAGAGCGAGGCUAAGAAGCCUGGCAGAAAACCGCUGACCUCAGAGCCUACUACAAAGCGUAAAGCUCAGAACCGAGCCGCGCAGAGGGCUUUCCGAGAGCGCAAAGAAAAGCAUCUCAAGGAUUUGGAGACCAAGGUGGAAGAAUUGCAGAAGUCCUCUGACACCGCCAGCCAGGAGAAUGGGUUGCUGCGAGCUCAGGUCGAACGACUUCAGGUCGAGCUCCGUGAGUAUCGCAAACGCCUCUCGUGGAUAAGCAGUGGUGGUAGCGGCCUCUCUGCUGUGAGCAAUUACCCCAACGUUUCGUCAAGAGGAUCCACCGGUCUGCAAAAUAAUGAGUUCCUGUUCGAUUUCCCCAAGUUUGGUGACUUGCCGGGUGCCCAUCUCUUCAACGGGCAGAACAAGGAGCAUCUCAGGAACAAGGACAGUGCUCGUGCUCCGGGUGUGUUGAGUCGUGACAACCUGAAUGCUACCGACUCUCGUAGUCCCGCGACCAAGUCCACCUCCAGUACUCCUCAGGCCCAUACUGGCUCUUACGGAACCCUUGGUAGUAACGCGUCUGUCAAGACCCCCUACUCCGGCCUCAAGCCUUCUUCUGCCCCUACUCAGGAUACUUCCAAUUCGGAUUCUCCGUCGUCAUCAUCGGACUCACACCAAAGCCAGAUGCUCUCGUCGAGUGGCACAUCACCCGAGCCUAGCUCCCACUCCCCGCCGGAUGCCAAGAAUUUCGGGCCCAAUGUGUGUGUUCACGGCUCCAUUGAUGGUGAGGAAUCCUUUUGCGCACGACUCGGCAUGGCUUGCGGCAAUAUCAAUAACCCCAUUCCAGCUGCGCGAGACCAAAAGGUCAAGUCCAAUAGCAUUCCCAACCAGCAACCCGCUCCCAACUCCACCGAUGACUCCAUGGGCUUCGAUUGGCUGGCUCAGCAAAAUGGUGGCCAAUUUGACCCGGUGCUCUUCGGAGAUUGGCGCGAGCCGCAAGAUGCUGUGUUGUCCCAGGACUUUGGUUCCUUCUUCAAUGACGCCUUCCCACUCCCCGACUUGGGCAGUCCGUCGCACAACUUGACCGAGGUGGCCACGAACCAGGCUCCCAAGAAGGACUUGUUGGCCGAAAUCGACAGCAGGCUGGACGAGGACGAGGUUGUGCCGGGCGAAGACAAGGCACAAAUGCUCUCGUGUACAAAGAUCUGGUAUGAUUCCUGUGCCUUUUAUUUCACCUCGCACAACAAGUCACUGACCAUCCAUUUCAGGGAUCGCCUCCAAUCGAUGGAGAAGUUCCGCAAUGGCGAGAUCGAUGUCGACAACCUUUGCUCCGAGCUACGGACCAAGGCUCGAUGUUCAGAGGGCGGCGUGGUGGUGAACCAAAGGGAUGUCGACGACAUCAUGGGUCGCGCCAAGUAG